AUGGGCAGCCACCCAAUUACACGCAUACCUAAGCAUCCCAAGAAUCCUGGAGAUGGACAGCUGGAGGUUCUCGCCCGGAACACAUGCAAGCUCUCGCGAAAAGCGGAAAACGGGUUGAAAAAUUUCCAAACAGAUAUGGUUUUGCCUCGGUUGCAGUUGGUUUUACUUAUCCUUGGCCUGAAGGCCACGUGGGGCUCUCUGCUGCAAAUCGAUUGGCCAAAACGACAGUUGGACUGGUGGCAGAAGCAGUACUACCAAUCAUCAUGGAAACAAAGGCUGCGGUUUACGACUACCCCGAGGCCAGGAGCCACUCCCGAAUCGGUUGAAACCAGAUUGGUGUACCCAUGCUACUGUUACAAACCAUCCCUCGAGGGUUUGGCCACUGCCAGUCCGGUGGAGAGGAGAAUAAUUGAGCCCAAGGAGCUGUUCUUCUUAAAUAAAUAGUAUUUAUGGUACACUAAUAAAAAGAAUGCCUUAACUUGAUGGUCAAUUUAAAUAUAAUA
Messenger RNA from Drosophila subpulchrella, 503 nucleotides. RefSeq lists its product as uncharacterized. Bases 1 to 444 code for a protein of 147 amino acids. Lineage: Eukaryota; Metazoa; Arthropoda; Insecta; Diptera; Drosophilidae. The record is from RefSeq and is a predicted model, not a curated record. The transcript is spliced from 3 exons.